UUCACUAGUAAGGACGCUUCCUUUACCUUAAUUCUCGGGUGGCUUUUGGUCGUCUGUGGCUUCAAAAUAUUGGAUUAUUCUAUCAUGUGACAAUCACGUAAAUUGUACAUAUAUAUAUCAUAUCGUUUUGAAGCUAAAAAAACAAGGGAAUCCUCUCUUCUCGAACGAAAACCAGGAAACUAAGAUGGGGGACAACCCAGAGCCACACAUCACUCCAGAAACACCAGGGAAACCUUCAGUAAGGAAUCCAUUCGAGAGUCCCAACGACUACCACCACCUCCGUGAGCCCCUGGUGCCUAGUCCAUCCGUUUUCAAGUUAUCACAAGAUGCUCCCCCCGGCUUCAACUGGUCAAUCGACGACAUGGCCAGUCUUCUCCCAGUGCACAUAGAUCAAGAGGAGAUCCAGCGACAGUCGUUUUACCUUAGCCAGACAAGGACAGACUUCGACAUUGAAGAAAAGCGUCAGAAUGCUAUCGAGCAGUUUUUUACCAAGGGAGCAAUUGUGCCCUCGCCAUGGUCUUUGUCAGACACCCAGAAAGCCCCUCACAUGUAUAAGACAGGGUCUCUAUCGCCGAUGAUAGAGGAGCAGGAAAAAAAAACAGUUGCCUGUCAGACGAGCCUCUCGUUACCGUUGGGCUUUGAUUUGGAGAGACUUCUUGGGGAGUAUUACCGCAGUGAAGAGGCGACGAGCGAUGCCUCUCAGGAGAGCCUCAGCUCUUCCUCUUUGAGGCGCAAACUCUUCCUGGAUGGCCAAGGCAGCUGCAGUGGCUCAGACAGCUCCAGUCCCCCGAGCCCAGAGAGAGGGCACUCCCGGGAAGAGAGGCCGCUGUUGACCCAGAAUUUUGUGGGACAAUCUGCCAUCUUUUCAUCUCCAUUGUCAUGCAGUGUGUCGGGAUCAACUCCCUCUACGGGUCAAUUCUCAUCCAGUCCGAUCCAGACUGGCUACUUCCGGGACAGCAGCAAUGCCAGCCCGCUCUUCCCUGAUAGGUCAUCACCUGCUAGCACAGCCUCUCCCACCAUUUCACCCAUCGUUGUAUGUACGCUGCGCACACCCACAGGCUCAGCCGAGUGGAAGCGACCUAGCAGUUUGACUCCCCACAGCGUGCCCCUGGACGUGGAUCUCCCCUCCUUUACCAUGAGUCCAGACGUGGAAGGCUGCUCUCCCAUCCGUACCUGUUCUCUACACCAGCACCAUCCCCGAGCCAAUCCCAGGCCUCGAUUCCGUUGCUGCACCACCCCGCCGCUCAUCUCCUCGGACCUCAACCCCAGGCUGCCAGACCCCCAGGAGGCAGAGGUCUCGCCUUCCGUCCUCUCGGUGGAGCCGGACAGAUCCUCCCUUCUGGCUCAGGACAAUUCUGCUCCUAACGCUGAAAGCUCGGGGUUCAUGGAGCCUGUCAAGAUGGAGAAGGAUCAGGAAUCGAGGAUGGAUGGCAAACUGGAAGAGGAGGAUGAGGAGGGAGACAACGGAGGCCUUCCUGGAAGGCUGACCAGCUCUCGUAUGGGCAAUGUGUCGGCCAUGGAAACCUCUCAAAUAUUUGUCUCUCUUUUGGCGGAGCGCAGCAGUAUACACUUUGAUUCCAGUAUGCAGGUGGACAGCGGGUACCAAACAACCUCAACGGGGGCAGGCAGUCUGAUCGACGGCCUCGGCUCUGACUAUCACGGCAAAGAGUCUUUCAGCACCAACAUUGCGGAAGAUACCUUCCACCUCAACAAACCCUCAAAAGUGAAGGUGCGGUAUCCUCAUCAAUGAACUGUUUCACACAUCAAAAGGGACAUCCACUUCUUGCAGCUUUUUUUUUUUUUUUUUUUAACAAUACAGUCGUUUUUGGAGGCAUUAAAUGAAGUUGUACAAUCGGUUUUCACACGGUGGUGCUGGCACAUUAGAGGAAACGUAGUGGGUG
Molecule: messenger RNA, 1901 nt
Organism: Phycodurus eques (leafy seadragon)
Lineage: Eukaryota; Metazoa; Chordata; Actinopteri; Syngnathiformes; Syngnathidae
Gene: bora
Product: bora aurora kinase A activator
Exons: 12
Coding region: 185-1750 (521 amino acids)
Biological process (GO): activation of protein kinase activity; regulation of mitotic nuclear division; regulation of mitotic spindle organization
Cellular component (GO): cytoplasm; nucleus
Molecular function (GO): protein kinase binding
Source: RefSeq, a predicted model, not a curated record